GUCACCGGGUGGGUCUCCUGAUGAAGGUGGAGGGCAGCAGUGGGAUGGGAGGAGAUGUCGGUGGGGCAGGCGGUCGGGGCUCCGGGACCGGGACCAGCGACUGCUGCAUCACCCGCCUGUUGAGCGUGGUGGAGAGCGAGCUCCAGGCCGGGAGGGAGAAGGGGGACCCCACGGAGAAACAGCUGAAAGUGUCCCUGGAGGAGGCGGAACUCUGGAGGAAAUUCAAAGAAGUCACCAACGAAAUGAUUGUCACCAAGAACGGCAGGCGUAUGUUCCCGGUCCUGAAGGUGAGCGUGUCGGGUCUGGACCCCAACGCCAUGUACUCCUUCCUGCUGGACUUCCUGCCUGCGGACGGCCACCGCUGGAAGUAUGUGAACGGGGAGUGGGUGGGGGCGGGGAAGCCGGAGCCCCACAGCCACAGCUGUGUCUACAUCCACCCAGACUCCCCCAACUUCGGGGCCCACUGGAUGAAGGCCCCCGUCUCCUUCAGCAAGGUCAAACUCACCAACAAACUCAACGGAGGAGGACAGAUCAUGCUAAACUCCCUUCAUAAGUACGAGCCUCAGAUCCACAUCGUGCGCGUGGGGGGAAGCCACCGCAUGGUGACCAACAUCUCCUUCACAGACACCCAGUUUAUAGCCGUCACCGCCUACCAGAACGAAGAGAUCACAGCUCUGAAGAUCAAGCACAACCCGUUUGCAAAGGCCUUCCUGGAUGCAAAAGAGAGGAGCCACCCAAAGAAUCUUCUGGAAUCCCCAAUGGAGAGCCAGCACAUGGGCAUUCCACACUGUGGUUGGCUCAUCUCCAGUCCUGAGUCCUUGUGUUCGUCUGCAGGGGGGAGUGGCUUUGCGUACCCCGGGCCCCACCCCCUGCCCCUUGGCCCCGCCCACGCCUACAAGUCCUACGGCGGCCUCCACGCCCACCGCACCGCCACCUACCCCUCCACCUACCUACACCACUGCUCACACACCGCCGUGUCCAUCGCGGAGCCCCUGACCCCCGGGGGGGCCCGCCAGGUGUUCUCGGGCCCCGAUGGCUGGGGCGGGGUGUCCGUAUCCCCCUCCACACCACUAGGGGUGCUACCUGUCCCCUCAGCAUCCUCUCCAGCCCCCGGGCCCAGCAGUAGUCAAUACCCCUGCCUGUGGACAGUGAGCGGUUGCAGUAUGUCCUCCAGUGCAGCAGGGGGACUAGUGAGCGGUGGUCCAGGCCAGGACCACAGGGCAGCUCCUGACGCCAAUGAAGAGUCUUCUCCACCCCGCUGCUCCCUACUGCAAGGCCAUAGGUCAGGCAGCACAGAGGGCGGGGACAUGACUCCGGGCCCCGGCCAAUUGGGCGGGCCAGCUUGGUCAUGUGUCUCUACUCACUCGUUCUGAUUGGACAGGCUGGUCAUGUGUCUCCUCCAUGCUCUCCUCUGAUUUGAUGGGCUGGUCAUGUGUCUCCAUACUCUCAUUCUGAUUGGCCACUGCGAUUAAGCUGCUGUAGUGCACCGUUUGCACUGUAACAAAGGUGCCAACAGGUUUCAUAAAGGACCAAGACUUUACUCCCAAACACAAUGAAUAGCGAUGGCUGUUUACUAAAGAAAACAAUAUCUGUUGUGUAAAUUGUUGUCUGAUGCCUAUUUGAGAAUGUACUGUUAAUACCGGUAUUAACGUUAUUUAUGUAUUUUAUCGCACAGUAAGAUGUAUCUUUGAUUUCAUUGUUGUGAUGUACUGAAGUGUAUCUGAUGAUGAAGUGAACAUGAAAUAGAUGACUUUGGUGUUUGGCACACUGCUCAAGUUUCUGUACAAUACUGUAUCAAUGUGUUUACAUUUCUGUUGAUGACAAAUAGUGUGCUGAGUAAAGACCUGACUUGA
This is a messenger RNA of Engraulis encrasicolus (European anchovy), 1853 nucleotides long. RefSeq names its product T-box transcription factor 19 (gene tbx19). Gene Ontology annotation, cellular component: nucleus. Gene Ontology annotation, molecular function: RNA polymerase II cis-regulatory region sequence-specific DNA binding; DNA-binding transcription factor activity, RNA polymerase II-specific. Bases 21 to 1373 code for a protein of 450 amino acids. The transcript has 8 exons. The record is from RefSeq and is a predicted model, not a curated record. NCBI's taxonomy places the organism in Eukaryota, Metazoa, Chordata, Actinopteri, Clupeiformes, Engraulidae. Gene Ontology annotation, biological process: heart morphogenesis; positive regulation of DNA-templated transcription; regulation of transcription by RNA polymerase II.